Molecule: messenger RNA, 2238 nt
Organism: Didymodactylos carnosus
Lineage: Eukaryota; Metazoa; Rotifera; Eurotatoria; Philodinida; Philodinidae
Source: the annotation of a GenBank genome assembly
AUGGAUGAUGAUAAUAACGUUGUUAUUUAUGAUUCUGACAACGAAACUAUACAAUAUAGUGAAAAAGCGGAUGCUCGAAAAAGUGUACAGGUACCAGAUCGAACAAGUGAUGGUGGUACGGGCGGUGGCAUUUAUUUGUCAUUGCCAUCGAAUCCUAAUCUAGCGACACAAAAGUUAUAUGCUAAUCUAAUACAAAUCAAAGAUAAAAUAAAUGAAGAUGAAACAAACAUGAUAUUUGUUGCUCAUCGUUAUGCCCAAACAGGAAGUAUACCAUGGAAAAUAAUGUCAAAACGUGCAAAAUUUGUUUACAUUUCAGCUAUUAUUAUUCGUAUUUUGGGGUUUUUACUUUCAUUAUACAUAUUUAUUGUUACACUUGAUCUAAUGACAUCCUCAUUUACAUUGUUAAGUCGAUCAGUAUUUGGAAAAGCAUUUAAAAGUCAAUUUUUAUUACAAAAUCCGAUAGCAUCGGUAAUGUUCAGUUUGAUUAUUACGACAAUAUUACAAAGUUCAAGUACUGUGACAUCAAUUAUUGUUUCCAUGGUAGGAAGUGGAGUUAUUAACGAUGUAAGAGUGGUGAUACCAAUGAUUAUGGGUGCAAACAUCGGUACGUCGAUUACGAAUACGUUAGUCUCAUUCAGUCAAGUUGCGAGUCGCGAUGAAUUUUCUCGUAGUUUCUCAUCUGGUAUAUUAAUGGAUGUAUUUAAUUAUUUAACAACAUUAAUUUUGUUACCGUUAGAAGUUAUUAUCGAUCGAUUAACACCCAACAUAGAUAUGUUUCAUCACGGUGGAUAUUUGGCUCGUGUAUCUGGCGCUAUUGCUUCAUUAAUACAAGUACGAAAAGGUACCGAUGUUCAAUUAUUAAAAGCAAUUACAAAACCAUUAACUCAAGCAAUAAUUCAAGUAGAUGAAUAUGCAAUAACAUCAAAUAAUACAAAUAUUACAGUUGGAAAAAUAAUGUGUGGUCAAGGUAUUAAAUGUAAAUAUUUAUUUCGUAGUUUAAUUGAGAAAACAGGCGAUAAUAUAGCGGGUACAAUAUUAUUUAUUUGUUCAUUAUUAUUACUUGUUUUUAUUUUACUUUUAAUGGUUAAACUAUUACGAUCAAUGAUUAUUGGUGUAAUAGAUGAUGCAUUAAAAAAAAUUUUACAUAUUCAACACAAAGGAUGGAGAGGAUAUUUGUUAGGAUAUUUAUUUAUUGUAGUAGGAAUAAUUGGUACUAUGAUGGUACAAUCGAGUAGUGUAUUUUGUUCAAUAUUAACUCCAUUAGUUGGACUCAAAGUAUUAGCAUUAGAAAGAAAUUAUGAAUUAACUAUUGGAGCUAACAUUGGUACAACAGUAACCGCUUUAUUAGCUUCAUUAACACAAGCUGGAAAAUUUUUUCGUCAAUCUGUUCAAAUUGCUCUAUGUCAUUUUUUAUUUAAUUUUUCCGGCAUGUUACUCUGGUAUUGUAUACCAUAUCUAAGACGUAUUCCAUUAACAGCAUCAAGAAUUAUUGGAAAAACAGUAGCUAAACAUCGUUGGUUUGCUAUUUUUUAUGUUCUUCUAAUAUUUUUAUUGUUUCCAUUGUUGCUAUUGGCACUAGCAUUAAUACAUUGGAUUGCUGCUGUUGUUUUCAUAUUUAUUAUUCUUCUACUAUUUAUUACUGUCAUUAUUAUCAAUCAUAUGCAAAAAUCAAAAUCAAAGAAACUUCCAAUAAUUUUACAAACGUGGACAUUUUUACCAGAAUCUAUGCAUUCACUGAAUAUCUGGGAUAAACGUUUAGAAAAACUAACAGAUCGUCUAUGUUGUCAAUGUUGUAUAAAAUGUUUAUAUCCUCCUAGUGUUGAGGAAGACACAGAACUAUUAAAGAAUCAGUAUUUAUCCUAUAAAGAAUCAUAUAUUUCAGCAUUAGAUCAUCGGUUUUUAACUCAUACUCAUCAAUUAAACAAUGUGUUUGAACAACAUCAUGCACCAAUUCUACAUGUACAUGAUUCAUUGUAUCCAGUGACAAGUUAUGUACAAGAUUUGUAUCGAAGUUUAACGGGAAAAGCAAUAAGUGAUCGACGAACAUUAAAGCAAUUAAAUUUUCAACCAUUACCAUCACCAAUAUCGGUCAUCUCACCUACAACAGAUGAUAUUGAUGAACCCGUCGAUACGGUAGUCUAUUUUGAUAGGAAAAGAAAUAGAAAACACAUUCAACUACCAGAUGAUGAUAAGAAUAGAAAAUUUAUCACACCCAAAUCUUCGACAAAUAAACUAUAA